UGUGUAGGCGGAAGCGCCGCGGGGCCGCCGUUUCGCUAAGGCGUGCACCGUCGCCACAGCGUCCCACACUCGCCACUCACCACCGCCACUCGCCACUCACCACCGCCACUCACCACCACCACACGCUACCACACGCCACCACCACCACCACUUACUCCUCGCUCCUACAGCAGCAGCGAGCAGCAGCCACAGCUCAGCGCCGUUGCCACGCCAGGGUUUGACACCCGGGACGUGUUCGUGGUUGGUGGUGGCGGGCGGUCGGUGGAGGAUUCGGCCGGGAGGAGAGCCCCAGACACCAACCCACCCACCCAGCCACCUACCUACCUACAACGAACGAAGGGGAAGAGUUAGCGCCCGUGUCCAAGGCCCCUUCUUGCCCACGGCAGGGUCCCCUUGACUGCAGGGGGUGGUGGGUUGGGGGUGUUGGGUGAGGGCGGCGUGCCCGCUACGGAGUGUGUCGGUGAGGGGGCGAGCAGGUCCCGGGGGAGAGUCGAGAGAAGCCGCCGGCUAUGGGGAAGAUGCAGGGGUUGGCACCUUCAGGGGUGGCCGUGAGCACUGCCCUUGACCACCAACAGCAGCUACAACAGCAGCAGCUGCAACAGCAGCAGCAGCAGCUACAGCAGCCUGUGGUUGGAUACUGGCUGAGCGACAAGAAGAGGAAAAAGUUGAACUUUCACGUCUUCGCCGAGCUGUGCAGAUCCCAUGGAAUACAGCUUGUGAAGAUUGAUCUGCAGCGUGACCUCGAGCAGCAGGGCCCAUUCCAAGUGAUCCUACACAAGCUCACUGACCUGCUGCUGGAGGCCGACCAAGGCAACGCCACCUCCACCAACCUCGUGCAGAGGUUCCAGAGUUACGUGGACAGCCACCCGGAGACGAUGCUGCUCGACCCACUGCAUGCCGUGCGGAAGCUGCUUGACAGAUGCCGAUCCUACGACCUCAUUCAGGAGCUUGAAAUAUGCCGGCUGGAGCGAGCGAUCAGCACGCCAGCUUUUGUGCGACUCAACACGUCGGACCCGGAAGAAAUGCUGGAGCUGAUGCGGGAGCGCCACGUCACCUUCCCGUUCGUGUGUAAGAAUAUUGUAGCCCAUGGCUCAGCAUCUCACGAGUGGUGCCGAGGAUCUGUGUCUGCCUUGACAGCAGCUGGCACCGAGUCACCAGCUGUGGCCUCCGACGAUGGAAGUCGGAACUCUAGCUACAUCCACGAGAUGGCCAUCGUGUUUGGCGAGGCCGGGUUGAGGGACAUCCGCCCACCGUGCGUGGCGCAGAGCUUCAUAAACCACGACGGCGUUUUGCACAAGGUGUUUGUCAUUGGGGACACCUUUCACGUGGUGGAGAGGCCCUCUCUCAAAAACUUUCCCGCUGGGAAAUCGGAUCAGAAAACGAUCUUUUUCAACAGUCACGAUGUCUCCAAGGCUGAAUCUGCGUCUCACUUAAAUGCACGAGACGAGAGCCAGACGGCUGAGCAACGGCAGCAGCUGUCCCCGCAGGUGGUGCGGCGCCUUGUGGAGGGCCUGCGCGAGACGCUCGAGAUGUCGCUGUUCGGCAUCGACAUCAUCGUGGACCGGGAGAGCGGCCACCAUGCCGUCAUUGACAUCAAUGCCUUCCCAGGCUACGAUGGCGUCGCCGACUUUUUCCCAGCGCUGCUCAUGCACGUGCAGGGCCUUCUGCAGGCCCACAAGCCCAGCGACGGCGUCUUGACAAACCAGCGCCUGCAGACACCCAAUGGACAGCUCGAGCCACCCACCACAGGCGAGCUGAUCCAGCAUCAUCAAGCCCAACCGCAGCAGCUUCAGCAGGCUGCUGCCUGCAGGGACCAGGAUUCCGCAAGCGCGGCGGGGCUGUCGGCCUUGCAGCUGCCUCGGCUUUCCCUGCCGAGCCGCCCACACGGCCGAUGCGGGUGCACGGCCUCCCGGAGCUCGUGGCCCGUGGAGAACGGCGGCGGCAGCGGCGCAUCGCACUUGGUGCCCACCAAACGGAGGGUGCACUCGGUGUCGGUGUCACCGGCGGCGGCGGCGGACAUAGGCAUGGUGUGCCACCGCGUAUCGCUCGUGGGAAAGGGCAGCAACGGUCGCUGAGCCCACUGCCGGGGGCACCACAGAUGUUACGCUUUCCUUUGUGAUCGCCCAACAACCCAUCCCCUCCAACAGUCGUCUGCGAUCAUUGGUGUGUAGCUUCUGUCGUUAGGACAGCGGUGCCCAGUCUGACCGAAUUGAACCAAGAAAUCCAGUCAUUCCAGCAGCGCGGCCGUGCAUAUUGGUGGCUUCGGUACAGACGGCUUUGUCACGUGUGUGCACAUUUAAUUAUAGUGGUUGGGAAGAAAAAAAAUGAUAUCUUCUGUGUGUUCAUAUUAAAUGACUUAAUUUGUCUUAUUAAUCGCAGCCACCCCACCCUCCGUCCAGAUGCAUAUGUAGAGGUGAUCCUGUGCUCUGAGAAUUGUGGUGGCAUAGCCUCCGUCCAAACACGCUCCAUUAUGUGCGCGCAUUGCAUUUGCCGAAGUCAUGUCAAUGUCAGGAUUAAUUCAUUCCAUGUGAGGUUGACAGCACCAUAGGUAUAAUCAUUUAUUUUUGGAAAUAAGUUCCUUAAAUAUUUAAUUUGUCAAUCCAAAUUUGCGGCUUGUUUAGAGGUCUUUAAAGGGUGAUUUAAUUUUCAGAGUAUGCCACUGACUAUGUGGCUUUGAAUUCCUUUGCAGAGGCAGGCAGGUAUACAUCUGGUGAGUGCCCUGUCACUCAUUGAUACGAGUUAGAGACGUACGGUGGCCGGUGGUUAAUGGGUAGUAUUAAUUAAAUGAUUUAAUUUACUGUAAUUUAGUAUUAAUAUAUUUUGUAAUAAAAAUCAACUGUGAAUAUUAUUGUGGUGAACCUUUGUAAAUUUUUGUUUGAAAUGCAACGUUUGCUCCACUUCUAGAAAUAAAAAAAUAGUUUUUUAGAUUUUUUUUAACAACUUCCAUAUUUAAUUUCUGAUCAACUUUAAUGUUUUGCCAAAUGAUAUCCUUUCGCAAAAUUGUAAAUAAGUGUUGAAAUCUGAUUGAAACGCUGACUAAAAAAUGUUAUUUAGUUUAUUACAAAAAACAGCCCAGAUGAACUUUAAAACAAAUUGAAACACAGGCAUCACACUCUUGUUCCGCCUGAUUAGCGAUGUACAACAGGAAACAAGAGUCUUGAAUUUUAUCAUUUUUGUUGUAAAAUAUAUUGGCAUGUUAAAAAGAGGUUUUAAACGAGCUCUGGCCUAGCAAUUCCUGAUACCUCUUUGUUAGGGGUAUGCUUGUUAAAUAACUCACACUCUUUGUUUUGCUUUUGUGGACAAAGGAUGCUGCUGAUUUUUAAUAAAACAAAAAUCAAGAUAAAUUGCACUUGUGUGAACCUAAUAUAAUCAUUGCUGUUCUUGAAAAGCGCGUCAUUCUGUCGCGAGCCGUCUCGUUGAAUCGUGUGCUCUCCGUGCAUCCAGGGAAUGUACGUGCAGGUGGAGAUCACACUGGUGUGUAGCUUCGGUGGUAAGGCGGAUGUCCAGUUUGAGGAGACAUUGCUAUCCGCUCCGUGUACUAUCAAGGAAAAAUACCGGUGGCUUAUAUCUCUUUUUUUUUCCACUGGCACAUUCGAGCCGUGCUAGCGCGGGGCCCUUACUGUGUAUGGGUGGUUUUCUACGAGCUAUUUGCCAAGCUUAGCCAGGAUCAAACGGUGAACCAAUCAAUGUCUUUAGAAGAAGACAUCUGAAUCUGGCUCGGAAGCAAGUAGGGCACGGGGCGGGGUUAAUUCUAAAUUGAAAAGCAUUUCUUUAGAACUGAUUGUUUUAUGUUUGUUGUCCUAAUCCCCGCACCUUCGAUUAUCACGGUUGGCUACGUACGGUGCGAAAGAAGUUCAACAUGCAUACAUACAAACAAUAUUUUUUUUGUCAUACACUGACGCAACGUACGUUCAUUGUUACGUAUGAUGUCAGUGGCACAGCUCGGGUUUUUGCAGUGGAAAAUUAAACCUGGCUGGCUCGGCUUGCCAACAGCGUGGCUCGGUUGUAUCGUGGAAAGGAGGUAUAAAUUGAACCCAGGUGACUGUUUACAAGUUUGUCUUCUCACCCAACACCCAGCACCCAUCACCUGACUCACUUGAAGGUAAUACCCCUCACCAGACACACACUUGGUGUAGGUCAUAAAUAAACGGCGCUGUCUCUCCAAUAUAGACGUGUGCAUUGCAAAAGCGAUUUAUUGUGUUCCAUCGUCAUCGGCCAUGGUCAAUUUCACUGCCGGAGGAAGGUCUCCCCAAGUUUGCCGCUGCUGUGUUAACCUGUUGUCGGUGCGCUUGGUGCAGUGCGUGCAGUGUUUUACGACAGCGGUGACUGCUUCUGAGUCUCGUGUUUAUGUCGAUGGAACUUGUGUGUAACCGUAUUUUCGUUUUCACCGCUUUUCUCGGCUUUUCCCGAUGGUCGUUCUGCUUGCAAAUAUGAGAUUUUAUUUUUGGUGAAAGGGAAACUGUGGCCUAAGUGACAUGACCACCAGUGAAAAUACUUGUCGGUAAUUAUGGCGAUAAGAGGGGUUUUUGUUCGCUAGGUUUAACCUUAAACCACUCUGUUCAUCUUCAUUAUAAUUACUUGCACAGUUUAUUUUAAGACACAUCGAUGACGCUAUAGUUUACAAAAUCUGGGCGCUAUGUACUACGUCGUCUUCUGUUCAUACAGCACAGAUUAUUUUUGUAACAAUUGUAUUAUUUUCUUGUAAUUGUGAUUCCAUUUAAUAGAAAACGCUGCAUCUUUUGGUGAGAUGUAGUGCUCGCUUAAUUACAGCUGUAUAGUAGCGCAAUGCAAAUUAUUUGUUGGCUACUCCAUUUAAUGUCCAUUGCAGAGAUUUAAAAAAAUCAGAAAUGAUCGACGAUCCUGCAAAUGGGUGCCGGAUUCACGCGUGUGUUUGCGAGGCUGUGGUUCAUUGUCAAUUAAUUAUACCAGUAUCUCAAGCACCAGCGUGAAGUGAACUAAUAACCAAAUUGUUCACCCAUCGUUGGGUGACAUCUUGUCGCAAGGCUCUCGUUACUCUUUCAUGUACCAUUUCUUGUUUGUGAGUAACCCCAACCACUUGAUUAAUACGAUUUUAAAAAAGCUGUAGUUUUAACACAGAGGCAAGAACGUAACCGUGUUGAAUGUUUAAUGAACAUCAAUGUGUCGGCAGUGGAGAAAAGUGCUUUCGCUCAGCUUUUUUCUCAGCUUUAUCUCGCUGUAUGGCUUCGCGCAUCUGUCCAUAGCCGGGAUGAUCUUGUUGCCGUCUUUUCGAUGGGGAGUCGAGCUCAUGGGGCCUUGGAGGCAUUCUUCACGUCUGUAAACAGGACACUCAUUACCACGUGGGCAAGAUUACUGCCGAUAACAGUGGGUUCAGUUUUAUUUUUCUGCCAAGCCGUUUUAAUGCAGAAGAGACUGCUUAGGCUUCCUCUUGAGAAGUCUAGCGUCUGUGAUGAUGGAUAGAAGGCAGCGGACGAGGUUGUUUUGCACGAGGUACUUGCAUGAAGAAGGCUGCGCUGCAGAUGUGAUGCGUGGAUUGGCUUGGCAGUGCUGGCAUAGCGAGACUGUUGCUGCUUAUUUCUCUUGAUAACAUGUCCUGUUGCUGUGCUUUUGCAACUACGACUACCUCCUUGCAUUCGAUUACAAUUCUAUGUUUGUGUGUGAUUGGAAACGUUCUCUAUUAUUAGUAUGCCCCCUUUGAAUUCUGAUUCGAAUCCGCAGAAUGGAGGGUGCGGGGAGGGAGGAACGUUUGUCUGUGCUCUUGAGAGUUCAUUCAUGUGGCUUGUACGUAUCAGUGGCUCCCACUCUUUCACCUGUCAGCUGGGCCCCCACCAACGUAUUCAUUCGUCAGCGCCCUUCCAGUUGAGGCAGAAGAAGCGAGCGUCUCGUCAUUUUCUGGGCUGCGUAAGGGACCGGGUGACGUGAUGCUGUAGUUGUCCAAGCUUUUGCUUCAUUGUCAAUUUUGUAAUCCUAUACGGUAUAUCUCCAAUUGAAUUUGUAACUCUGGACGUAAAGAUGAUAUGGUUUUUGUUAUUUAAAAAAAAAAUGCUACCGUUUGUUUUGUACGAUCUAAGUGUGCAAAGCUAACUGGCUGACAACUGGAAAAAAAGACCCGUAUUUGCAACAGUUUUGCCCAAAAGUCUGUCACUUUACUCUUAUUCUGACCAAACCGCAUCACGUUUGAAUGUUAUUUCACUCUUAACGCGUGAUGGUGAUGGUCGUGGUGUGAUCGCUUGUCAUGUCAUUGACACCAUUUCUAUGUUUUCAUUGUCAUUCGUUAAACAAAUAUUUCCAAGCACCCAACGAACCAAAAAUCGCACUUGCGAUGAAAAAAAAUUCCCAAUGUUUUUGGGCAAAGAAAUGUCAAAAGUAGCUGCUUCGCAUGUUUAAUAAAAAAACAAAGUCAUCCGGUUUGAUUUCUGCUCGUGUGCACAAUUGCACAUCAUCACAUUCCAUUGGCUGCUUUUUAUUUUGAGCGUAAAGCUUCUGGGACGUCUGGACUGUUAAGACCGCCGCCUUUGUACUUUUCAGAUUACAGGACGUCUAUUCCGAUUUUCAGAUUACAGGACGUCUUUUCCGAGGGCUUUGGGAGUGAGAUGAGAAUGUACUUGUUAAGUCAAUUGUUGCACUUUCCCUUGAACCAAGAUUUCCCCCCACCCUCGCUUUAGGCGUUUGCUAAAGCCCCCCCCCCUCCCCUCUUACAGUUGUACUUUUAAGAAUUUACAAAAUUCCGAAUGUUUGAAAAAUAUUGUUUAAUCGUUUGGCUCUAUAAUUGUGCUGUUCACUUCUAAUGCCGGUCAACGGAUUACGAUGAUGUUGAGGCUUGACCGAGACUUUGUAAUGUAUUCCCGCCAUGUGCCUUUUCCAGUUCCACCGAAGUGUGCGUGUCCCUCUGGCAUAAGAUGUGCAGACACGAGGGGGCAAAGAUGUGUGAUGCUGUUAAUUGUACAUGUAUAUUUAUUAAAGUUCAUCUGAAUUAAACAAAGGCCAUUUAUAGUUGUCGAAUGAGCUAAUAAAUGUAAAAUAUACGGAA
Petromyzon marinus (sea lamprey) is the source of this 7009-nucleotide messenger RNA. Its product is annotated as inositol-tetrakisphosphate 1-kinase-like. Gene Ontology annotation, molecular function: magnesium ion binding; ATP binding; inositol-3,4,5,6-tetrakisphosphate 1-kinase activity. Lineage: Eukaryota; Metazoa; Chordata; Hyperoartia; Petromyzontiformes; Petromyzontidae. Gene Ontology annotation, biological process: inositol trisphosphate metabolic process. The record is from RefSeq and is a predicted model, not a curated record. Gene Ontology annotation, cellular component: cytoplasm.